AAUUCAAACUCAGCCAGACAGCAUGAUCGCGCCACCUCGGCGCUAAGGUCGCUAACGCUAGAGAAAUACUGUGCUGCUCAGGAAAUAUAUCUGCUCACCUCAGAUAUUAGUCGGAUAUUCGAUUGAAAAACCCAAGACUCAGCCUUUCCCUAUCAGCCUGUUUAACGAUGUCUAAGUUGGCGCUGUUUACCCUGGUCAUGGUGCUGCAAGCAUGCACGAUUAUGGCGGAGAGUGAUGACCCAGGGGUUCUGGAGAAAGCGAGGGAGGCGUACAGAGAAUUAAAGACUAAAGUUGUGAGUGCAGGCAGCACAGUGGCUGACCUUGCUGGAAUGUACUACGAGGACCAUGUGAAGCCUGUGACCGACCCUUACGUGCAGUGGGCUAAAGACAGAGCCAGCGCCGCCUGGGAGCGAGUCAAAAACAGAGUGCCUGGCUACAUCUCUGAGUAACAUAAAAAGAAUAUAUAAAUAUAUAUAUAUAUAUAUAUAUAUAUAUAUAUAUAUAUAUAUAUAUAUAUAUAUAUAUAUAUAUAUAUAUAUAUAUUUAAAUAAGACGACAUUAAACUCAUAAACACUGUGAAAACACACAUUAAACAUUACAAAUGUACCU
Molecule: messenger RNA, 609 nt
Organism: Astyanax mexicanus (Mexican tetra)
Lineage: Eukaryota; Metazoa; Chordata; Actinopteri; Characiformes; Acestrorhamphidae
Gene: apoc4
Product: apolipoprotein C-IV
Exons: 4
Coding region: 168-449 (93 amino acids)
Source: RefSeq, a predicted model, not a curated record